Molecule: messenger RNA, 1143 nt
Organism: Besnoitia besnoiti
Lineage: Eukaryota; Apicomplexa; Conoidasida; Eucoccidiorida; Sarcocystidae
Product: SAG-related sequence
Exons: 1
Coding region: 1-1143 (380 amino acids)
Cellular component (GO): membrane
Source: RefSeq, a predicted model, not a curated record
AUGAUGGCAAGGAACGAUACAACGUGGAGCAGGGUCGGAGGCUUGAAGCCGCGAUCCCAGAAGUUACUGGCCAUCUGUGGCGGUUGUGCUCUACUCCUUUGUAGUGCACAAGUUGCUUCAAGUACACUGUCGGAGGGAGUUCGGAGCCGGCGACUGGCUGAUAAAACCGCAGCACCUCCAACGGUGUUGGACGGCGUCGCCACGUGUCAACUGGGCCCAAAGUCUAAGAAGGAUCAACAGGAGACUGCCUCCAUUACCCUAUCCGGCGAGAAACUCAAGGCUACCUUGAAGUGCAACGGCAGGGGUAGCACUUUCAUACCGACAGAGGAUGGGAACGUAUGUGUUAACUCCGAUGCGUCUGUGAUUACUUGCGCAAACGAAAAAGUACCAUCGAACCAAGUGCUUCUGAAGAACCUCCUCAGGGCCAGCUCAGACAUCAAAGUAGCGAAGAACUCUACCGGGGAUAACACCAACGGAUGGGAGUGGACCUUGGAACUAGAGAAGUCACAGCUUCCUCGCUCUGAUACAACCUUCUUUGUCGGAUGUAAAGCUUCCGGUGACGUACCAGAAUCUACAUGCAAACUGGACAUACAUGUGGAAGCAAGAGAAUCCUCUGUUCAAAACGGCGUCGUCUUCUGCUCCUACGGCGCGGCAAGCAACGGCGAAGAACCCUUGACUGUGGACAUGACCCAAGAGAACAACAAACUGACAAUCGAUUGUGGCGACGAAGGCUCCCUCAAGCCUGCAGGUUUCAAUAAUUUCUGCACGUCUGACGACAAGGACCUGGAGACUUGCUCGAAACAGUUCGUUGAGAUGUUCCCGAACUUUCAGAAGAGCUGGUGGCAGACGACCGACGCUGAGGGGAGUCCGGCAACUCUUACCAUUCCUCCGAGUGACUUCCCUUCCGAAGAAAAACAGUUCCUGUUAGGUUGCGCGCCGACGAAGAAAGUGCCACAAGGGACAGGCGGGAGAGCUGCUGAUGGGCAACCCGUGUCAGGCGCUGGGAACCCGUCCACAUGCAAGGUGUUGGUGACUGUGAAGGCAGCCAGCUCAUCAGCAUCUGCGAUGUCCGCACUGCCGAUGGCAGCCGGAGUGUCCGGAGCUGCCGCUGUGGUGACAGGUCUUCUUGCGCGUGCCUUCUAG